Dreissena polymorpha is the source of this 6648-nucleotide messenger RNA. Its product is annotated as transcription initiation factor TFIID subunit 1-like. The record is from RefSeq and is a predicted model, not a curated record. The transcript has 46 exons. Bases 193 to 5955 code for a protein of 1920 amino acids. Gene Ontology annotation, biological process: RNA polymerase II preinitiation complex assembly; transcription by RNA polymerase II. Gene Ontology annotation, cellular component: transcription factor TFIID complex. Gene Ontology annotation, molecular function: TBP-class protein binding; histone acetyltransferase activity; RNA polymerase II general transcription initiation factor binding. NCBI's taxonomy places the organism in Eukaryota, Metazoa, Mollusca, Bivalvia, Myida, Dreissenidae.
UUGUUUACAUUCAUGUGAUUUCGCGACGUUGUGAAAUUGUGAUCUUAUAUAUAUACGCGAUUAAACCUGGAUUUUUCACUAGAACAGACGAAAGGCUUUCAUUUAUCCAUGAAAAAUUAUGUUCAGGAGAGAGUUGAGAUUCACAAGUUUUGGUGAAUUUGCAAUGUCGGCUUGAACCUCAAAUCUUUGAGCAUGUCGGACCAGGAAGGCGGACAUGACAAGGCAUGUGAGGAGGCUAAUAAGGAGAUUGACCCCCAUGACGCUGGUGUUGGCAUGGCAACCAGUUUUCAUCAAACUGACACUUCCUUGACUGGAUUUCUCUUUGGAAACAUUGAUGAAAAGGGGGAACUUGAAGGGGACUUUCUGGACGAUGAAAGCAAGCGUCACUUGGGGUCAUUGAGAGCCCUGGGUGUUGGCUCCCUGGUUGAACAGAUGGUGGGGGAGGAUGACCCUGUGGCUGACAACCAGGCUGAAUCUUCAGAUUAUGAUGAGAAGUCUGCGGAGGCAGUGGAUUUCUCCGAUAUCACAGAGGUGGCUGCAGAGGAGGAUGUGGACACAGUGCAGGAGGGCAUGGCCAGAAUGAUUGCACCCAGAACUGGAAGCGAUGAUGAUGAUGACUAUGAUACAAAGGACUCUGCACUGAUGCCUCCUCCCUCCUGGCUACCUGUGCACACCAAACCCAGUGAGCAGAAACUUCACAAUGGUCCCAGCAUUUCCAGUCAGGAGUCACCCAGCGUGGAUGAGGCAGGAAACCUCAGCACUCCGCUGGCCUCCAUGCUACCACCUGAACUGAAAAACGUCAACGUCAAACAAUAUUUCCCGGAAUUCAGGAAAAAUAAGGUGCUGCGAUUCUCCCGUCUCUUCAAACCAGUCCACCACCCUCACAUCUGGAGACGGAAGAAGAAGAAGGAGAAGAAAGAAGAAGGCACGAACAAUACACCUGCCAUCAAGAAAGAGGAUAUAAAAGUUAAAUCAGAAGCCCAAGCCACACCUGGGGAUGACAAGUCAGAAUCUGAAGCCAAAGAGGUGGCCCCACUGAUAAAGACAGAGAUACCCACUGCAGCCCAGUCCACGCCACCCACAGAGGGCAUGGAGCCCACACUAGAGCCCUUACUUGAGCCCAAACAAGAGCCCAAGCAGGAGCCAGAAAGCCCGACCUCAUCCCCAGCCCGGCUGCCCAGCAUAGUGGAGGAGUAUGAAGCACGCGUGGCGAGGUACUUUGGCACCAAAAUCAAGCUCAAUAUGGGCCGCCCUGCUAAACCUGAGGAAACUGCACCGGAUGAUGAAGAGGUGUAUGCCCAGCAGCAGAAGAAGGCGGUGCAGAAGGGCAGUGACGUGAAUAAUUCUGGUGAUGGUGAGGCCAAUCUGGAGGUGGCACCUUGGCGGUACGGCCCAGCCCAGUACUGGUACGACAUCAUGGGGGUACCGGAGUCUGGGGACGGAUUUGACUAUGGAUUUAAGAAAUGUGGCGAUGCUGAGAGUCACCCAGAAUAUCAGGAGCUGGGCAGUGCAGACCGCGGUGAUGAGGUUCCAGAUGAGGCCUAUCUCAUGGUGACCCAGCUGCAGUGGGAGGAGGAGAUUAUCUGGUCAGGGGAGGAGGCCCGCCACCGUGUCCUCUCCACCCACCGCAACAGGCCCCUCCUGGCGGGCUGGAUACCCAGCACCAACCACCGCACAGCGGCGCAGUACCUGCAGCAGAACAAACCAGGCUGGUCAUCCAAGCCACUGAUGAGGACAAACUCCACACCUUUAGGCACUAAUCUAGAUGAUAAGCAGGACAGCAGCUGGUACUCCAUCUUCCCCAUUGAGAACCGGGAGCUGAUCUAUGGCAACUGGGAGGAUGAUAUUAUAUGGGACGCAGAGAACAUGGACCAUAUUCCUGAGCCCAAGGUCCUCACCAUUGACCCCAACGAUGAGAACAUCAUCCUGAGUAUACCUGAAGACAAGGAUCCCAACACCACAGAAACACCCGCCAAGAAAGAGAAGAGUGAGGUGAAGAAGUCUCGCAUCCUGCUGGGGAAGGCUGGCAUCAUUAAGGAUGAUGAUGAGGAAGAGGAGCCGGCACAGCAGACUAACUCCAACAUUGACCCGUACAACUGCUCCAAUGAUGAGUUCUACAAUCCCAAGUUGAUGGACUCUUCCCUCCGAUCCAACAUCGGUGUUAGUCUCAUUCAGCAUUCUACGCCAGCAGUAGAGCUGCAGCAGCCAUUCUUCCCGACUUACAUGAACGAGAACAAGCUGCGUACCUUCCACAGGAACCCGCUCAAGAAGUACUCUCACGGAACUAUAGCCAUCCCUGGUCCACACUGCAUAGAGGCUCUCUUCAAAAUCAUCAAGCGGAAAGCUAGGCUACGUGAUCAGGAGCGUCAGGCGUUUGGGGGCGGGGACAUAUUCUUCAUGCGCACCCCCCAUGACCUGUCCGGUAUGGACGGGGACAUGGUGCUAUGCGAGUACUCGGAGGAGUUCCCUCCCCUUAUGAUGCAGAUCGGCAUGGCAACCAAGAUCAAGAACUACUAUAAGAGGAAGCCCGGUAAGGACAUGACAGUGCCCCAGUUUCAGUACGGGGAGAUUGCCUAUGCCCACACAACCCCGUUCCUGGGCACCCUACUGCCUGGCCAGUGUCAGCAGGCGGUGGAGAACAACAUGUUCAGGGCCCCCAUCUACAGGCACACCCUGCCACCAUCGGACUUCCUCAUCAUCCGUAAUAGAAACCACUUAUAUAUUCGAGAGGUUGAGACCAUAUUCUGUGUGGGUCAGCAGUGCCCAUUGUACGAAGUUCCUGGACCAAACUCCAAGAGGGCAAAUAACUUCAUCAGAGAUUUCUUACAGGUGUUCAUUUAUCGGUUAUUCUGGAAAAGCAAGGACAACCCUCGGCGGAUCCGAAUGGACGACAUCCGUAAAGCGUUCCCGUCUCACUCUGAGAGCAGCAUCAGAAAGAGGCUCAAGCUGUGUGCAGAUUUUAAGCGAACAGGUAUGGACUCUAACUGGUGGGUGCUGAAGCCAGACUUCCGACUGAAGACUGAAGAGGAAAUGAGGAACAUGGUGUCCCCGGAGCAGUGCUGCUCCUACUACAGCAUGCUGGCAGCUGAACAGAGGCUCAAGGAUGCAGGCUACGGAGAAAAGUCUCUGUUUGCUCCAGAUGAGGACAAUGAGGAGGAAACUCAGAUGAAGAUUGAAGACGAGGUGCGCACUGCUCCCUGGAACACCACCCGUGCCUACAUCUCUGCCAUGAAAGGCAAGUGCCUCCUGGACCUCAAUGGAGUGGCAGACCCCACAGGGGUAGGGCAGGGAUUCUCCUACAUCAAGGUGCCAAACAAGCCCCAGCCCCGAGAUGAGGGUAAGGACAACACCCCUCAGAAGAAGACAGUCACAGGCACAGACGCUGACCUCCGUAAACUCUACCUGAAGGACGCCAAGCAGCUCCUGCGCAAGUUUGGGGUGCCAGAGCAUGAGAUAAAGAAGCUGUCUCGGUGGGAGGUUAUAGACGUGGUCCGCACCAUGUCAACGGAGCAGGCCAAGGCAGCAGCGGCCCAGGAGCAGGGCAAUGAGGGAGGAGGUUGGAACAAGUUUGCUCGAGGCAAUAGAUUUUCUGUGGCUGAGCACCAGGAAAGAUACAAAGAAGAGUGUCAGCGACUGUUUGACCUUCAAAACAGGAUUCUGUCCUCGACGGAGCACCUGUCUACGGACGAGGGAUCUAGCUCGGAGGACUCUGAGUUUGAUGAAAUAGGCAAGAACCUGGAGAGCAUGUUAUCCAGCAAGAAGUCAACAUCUCAGAUCCAGAUGGAGCGGGAGGAAGCUGAGAGGCGGGAGCUGCAGAGGAUGAUCAUGGACGGAAAACAGGACAAAAUGAAAAAGGACAUCAAGCCGGAGGAGGACCCCAUGGCUAGUGUGGCUGGUAAGAAGCUGAAGAUCACUCGUACAUUCAUAGAUGACAACGGGAAGGAGUACACUCGUGUCGAGUGGGUCCUUAAGCCUGCAGUCAUUGAUGCCUAUGUGCGCAUACAGAAAACCAAGGAUCCCAACUUCAUGCAACAGUUUGCAACAAUGGAUGACAAUGUCAAAGAAGAAAUGAGAAGAGAGAGGAGAAGACUGCAGGAGCAGCUGCGCCGUAUCAAGAGGAACGAGGAGAGGGAGAAGAGUGCCCCUAUCAUGUCGGAGAGCAAGCGCAAGAAGAAGGAGGCUCAACUCCUCAAAUCUAAGAUGAAGUGUGGAGCGUGUGGUCAGACAGGCCACAUGCGCACCAACAAGGAGUGCCCCAAGUUCAGCCUGGGCGGGGGGCGAGUGACAGAGGCGCCGGUGAAGGUCGCCAUGACUGAUGAGGAGGUCACGGCUCACGGUGACACUCUGCAGGACCACGGGCUGGUGGAUGUGGUCGGCACCAAACUGAAACUGAGCAAGAGUCUCCUCGAACAUGCGGAACAGAUCAAGAGGAAGUCUCUGGUGCUAAAGUUCCCCAAACAGGCCAUGGAAAACAAGAAAAGGAAGAAAGCAGGCUCUACUAUACACUGUGAUUAUCUGAAGAAACCACGUCAAUCAUCCAAUCGUCGAAGGACUGACCCUGUUGUUACCAUGUCUACCAUCUUUGAACAAGUGCUCAACGAAAUGAGGGACAUGCCCAAUACUCACCCGUUCCUGUAUCCAGUGAAUGCCAAGAUUGUUCCAGACUACUUCACAAUUGUCAAGGAACCCAUGGACCUCCAGACAAUACGAGAGCACAUCCGGGCCAAGAAGUACCAGAAUAGAGAAGAUUUUCUACUGGAUGUUAACCUUAUACUGAAGAAUAGCACACUGUAUAACGGUCCCAAGAGUGUCAUCACUAUAUCUGCCCAGACCAUGUUAGACCACUGUCUACGCAGACUGGCAGAGAAAGAGGACAAGCUGAUGCGUCUGGAGAAGGCCAUCAACCCUCUGCUGGAUGACAACGACCAGGUGGCCCUCUCCUUUAUCCUGGAGACCAUCCUCAACCAGAUCAAGGCCGUAGAAAAUACGUGGCCGUUCCUGAACCCAGUGAACAAGAAGUUCAUCAAGGAUUACUAUGACGUCAUUGAGCAGCCCAUGGACAUGUCCUCCAUACUCAAGAAAAUCCAGACCCACAAGUACCACAGCAGAGAGACGUUUGUGGCUGACGUACAGCUGAUCUUUGACAACAGUGUGCGCUACAACGGCAAAGACCACAGCUACACUCUCACUGCCAGCAAGAUGUUAGAAGUCUGUCGUACUGCUGUUCAGGAGCAUGAUGAGACACUGAGUCAGUUGGAGCGUGACAUCCAGGCAGCCAGGGAGGCUGCACUUGAGGCUGCUGAGUCUGAGAGUGCCUUCACUGGUACCUCAAUCACACAUGAGGAGUACACACAGGGUCUGGAUGGUGAGUCUGGUGAUGGGUACAGCAUGGGCAAGGAGAACGUGACCAUCAAGGAGGACUCUGAGGUGGACGAAACCAACAACUCCGCAGCACAGUUUUUCCAGUCAGUGAACAUGUCUGACUCAGACUUUGUGGAUGUGGAGGGAGAUGAGGACUCGUUCAGUCGCAAGUCAAAGGGGCGGGGCAGACCGAGCACUGCCAAGGAGGGGAGGGGCAGUGUGGACAACUCUGGGGACCAUGACGAUAUCCUGGGCAAUGUCAGUGAUGACUCUGAUGAAGAGGAGGGGAAGGAAGAGCAGAUGUAUGAUGAAUCAUCUCAGUACUAUUCUGAAGAACCAAGCCAGCAAUACCAGGUACAGCCACCUCAAGUAGACGAUGAGAACAGCUUUGACCCGUCUGAUUUCUUCCGGCACAGUGCCUUGGCCGAGCAGGCAGCCGCACAGGACGAUGUGGAGGAGGAGGAGGGAGGGGUGGACAACGACCUUAAUGAUGACCUCCAGGUGUCUGAUUCUGACAAUGAAAUGCUGGAUGAGGAAGACGAUGGGCAGGCUGGGGGCUCCAAUGAUGGCUUUGAUAUUGAAGAGUUCCUGUGAACUUGUGGCAGCAGGUAGCAUCAUGGAGCAUCAUGUAUUGAUCCCGGUCAUUCUGGGAUUGAGCUGGUAUCACAGCUUGGUGCAUGACAAGGGCACUGACUUGUCUCUGAUGGGAUUUCUCAGAACAGUGUACUCUGUAGAGAACAAGAAGUUGUAGUGAACAAAAAGUAACUUGCAAGAUGUGGAAUUACCAUUGUCAGUGUACUCUGUGGUGAACAACAAGUAACUUGUCAAUUGUUUGACAUCGGUAGACAAUGUUCCCACAGGGAAUUACAAGUAAUUUGACUGGUGUGAGAUCGCCAUAGGCAUUUAAGUCUUCAUGGCUCAUGUCUGUGUACUAACAAAGCUAACGUACUUGACAGAGAUGUAAAGCACACCAAUACGUAGCUUGAAUACACCAUUUGACAAUACAAAUGGUUUUAUUUCAAGAAUGAAUGACUAAAUUUGUAAGCUGAUUUGGUAUACUAAUAUGCUAUAUGACUGUUUAGCAGACAAAUUGUUGUGGUCAUCACAAGUAAAUAUUGAUAAUACUUGCAUUUAGUUAUAUUUGUAUAAUAUGCAUCACGUUAAUCAGUGUUACAAUUUGGAUCUCAGUGAACAUAGUUGUCAAUUAGUUUGAUAGUUUGAUCAUGUUCAAUAAGUAUGUCAGAUGGUCAUUUACUUAAUGUGCUUAAAAAAUACACUGUUACUGCA